Molecule: messenger RNA, 690 nt
Organism: Lecanosticta acicola
Lineage: Eukaryota; Fungi; Ascomycota; Dothideomycetes; Mycosphaerellales; Mycosphaerellaceae
Source: the annotation of a GenBank genome assembly
AUGUCGCAUUGUCACGACGAGCACCACCAUCACGGCCACGAUCACUCCCACGGCGCACACGACCACACCGACGACCUCACCCCCGCCCUUCAAAACCACAUCUACGAACAAAUAGACUUCGGCGCAGUAAACACCUUGAACGAAUCCGUCUCCAAAUCAGGCUCACAGGUUCUCCAAAAGACAUGGACGGAUCGCCUCAAUCCCGAGCCUGAACUCAAGAGCGACGCAGACGAGCAGCUCCUGAUGCAUGUCCCGUUCACGGCGCAGAUCCGACUCCAUAGCAUUCUCAUACGAACGUCGGCAACGGACUCUGCGCCCAUGACGCUCAAAGUCUAUGUGAACAAAGAUGGGCUAGACUUCGCAACAGCGGCUGACAUGCCACCAACACAGACGUUGGAGCUGGCUCAGUCGAAUGAAGUGCAGGAAGUGCCGGUCAAGAGAGCUCUGUUCAAUACUGUCCGAAGUCUCGACCUGUUCUUUGAGGAUAACUGGGGCCAGGGCGAGGAGGAUGAGACACGAAUAAGCUAUUUGGGCUUCAAGGGGGAGUGGAUGAAGCUGUCGAGAGAACCCGUGAAUUUCUUGUACGAGGCGGCUGCGAAUCCGGGAGAUCACAAGCUUGCUUCUGGAGUUGGAGAAAGGCUGGGCAGCGAUAUUGGUGGCGCUGGAGGCGGAGGACGACACGGUCUGUGA